Ilyonectria robusta is the source of this 1415-nucleotide messenger RNA. RefSeq lists its product as uncharacterized. NCBI's taxonomy places the organism in Eukaryota, Fungi, Ascomycota, Sordariomycetes, Hypocreales, Nectriaceae. The transcript is spliced from 2 exons. Gene Ontology annotation, biological process: regulation of transcription by RNA polymerase II. Gene Ontology annotation, molecular function: DNA-binding transcription factor activity, RNA polymerase II-specific; zinc ion binding. Bases 39 to 1340 code for a protein of 433 amino acids. The record is from RefSeq and is a predicted model, not a curated record.
GUAGAAGUUUUGCGUAUUCUCUCACAAUCACAGUCGCCAUGAACGCGUCACUCAUAGACAAAGCCUCUUCACCGCCACCUCAGGCCAAAGCGUCAAGGAGGCCGCAUCGCAAGUCACGCAACGGCUGCGGGAAUUGCAAGCUGCGGAGGGUCAAGUGCGAUGAAGCCAAACCAGGGUGCGGGAACUGUCUUCAGUUCGAAAUCGAGUGUCACUACUCCACAGUGCAGUCUGUUGGGCCACCAACAUCGCCCGUUUUCCUCGUUAGCAAUGGCCCCCGCGUCCAGAGACGACGUGGCCGGCCAAGGAGGAUGUGGCCAGAAAGACCCUCGCACAGCGAUGAUGUAGCAUCGGCACCUCCCCUCAGCCUUACUCGCAUGCCGGAUUCAUACCUAAGCUACUCCGAAGACUCGCUCGAGACAUACGAAUGCCUUCAUCACUAUCUCAGCUGGACAGACGACCCAAAGAAAAUAGGCUCCAAUGCUGAUAUUGUCAUGCGUGUUAAGGUUCCGCAGCUGGGUUUCGCAUAUCCUUUCCUCCUCGACUUUAUUCACGGCUUUGGUGCGCUGCACCUGGCACAUCUUGAACCACAAAAGAAAACCCACUAUCAUGCCCUGGCAGACCGGUUCUGUUCCAUUGGGCUCAGGGCCCUUGCUGCUUUCUUGCCCCGUGUAGAUAUGAACAACUGCCAGGCCAUAUUUGCGGGCGCCACGUUUGUAUGUUUCAACACCUUCGCCCGAGGACCUCUCCCCGGCGAAUUUCUGCUCUUCAAUACAACGGGACCUGCGAUAUGGUAUCAGCUCCAAAAGGGAGUCAAGUCUAUCCUUUCGACAGCUGGGAGCAGUGUUGUUUGUUCCGGACUACUCCAGGGUCUUUCAAGAGGGCCUGAACAGGCUGAUGAACCAGCUGCCGUUACUCGUGGGCUUCCACGGCUUGACUGGAUGGACCACUUUCAACAACUCCGCGAUGCGAUUGUCGCAUCUAAAGAUCCAGAUUUCGCGUUGGACCUGGAAGCGCUCGAUGUCCUGUGGACAUGUUACGAGGCAACAUGGGGUGGUACGGAUGGUAACUAUCAAGGCGACGUCAAUAACCAGGUGAUUUUCACCUGGAUGUAUUACCUCAAGGAUGGAUUUGUUGCCCGGCUGCAAACCCUUCGACCGCUUUCUUUAGUCAUCUUCGCAUAUUUUGCACUUUUGAUGAAAACCACGGAGGAUGUUUGGUUCUUUUCGGGUUGGCCGCGCCACAUCAUCCACGGUAUAGACGGUGAGCUAGAUCAAGCUCAUCGAGCUUGGCUACAAUGGCCUUUGGAAGUGUUGGAUUUGUACGACCAGCAUUUGCUAUAGAGCCAUCUAGUAACUGGCUGGAUAUCAAUUUGAUCCUUGACACCGGGGCGGUCAGGCUCCCACAUGCACCUUUCC